Messenger RNA from Ilex paraguariensis (yerba mate), 735 nucleotides. The record is from the annotation of a GenBank genome assembly. NCBI's taxonomy places the organism in Eukaryota, Viridiplantae, Streptophyta, Magnoliopsida, Aquifoliales, Aquifoliaceae.
AUGGCACCGAAUCCCAAUAAAACUUAUCGCGUGUGUGAUAAUUGUUUUGGGAAACUAAAGAAAGCUAUUGAAACUGACACUUCAUCUCAGUCUGUUGUGGGUAGGAGAGGAAGUAUGAAUCAGGGCUUGAAUGAGCUAAUUGACAAAGACGAUAAGUUGGAUUCCAGAUCUCAUCCUCAUCUUGGAAGAUUUUCCUCAAUGGAAUCCUUGAAACAAGCGGAUAGCCGUUCUUCCAAGAGAAAUAAGAAGUUAGAAUUCAAUAGUAGCCGUGUAUCACCCAUUCCAAAUGGAAGUUCCCAGUGGGGAGCUCUUAACAUCUCUAAAUCUUUUAAUCCAGUAUUUGGAUCAUCCAAAAAAUUUUUCUCAGCUUCUGUUCCUGGGUCAAGAAUUGUUUCUCGAGCAACAUCACCAAUUUCAAGACGGCCCAGCCCACCUCGUUCUACUACACCAACUCCAACUCUGGGUGGACUCACCUCACCAAAAUUUGUAGUGGAUGAUGCUAAAAGGACAACUGAUAGCCAUAGCCAGGAAGUUAUUAAAUUAAGAGCACAGGUGGAAAAUCUGACUCGUAAAGCCCAACUUCAGGAGUUAGAGCUGGAAAGAACUACUAAACAACUAAAGGAUGCGAUAGCAAUUGCACGGGAAGAGACUGCAAAAUGCAAAGCAGCGAAAGAAGUGAUCAAGUCACUUACUGCCCAAGAAACAGGAAGUGAAAUCAAUGGGAGGUUCAAAUGA